Messenger RNA from Drosophila sechellia, 3458 nucleotides. It is a transcript of the gene LManII, whose product is annotated as Lysosomal alpha-mannosidase II. NCBI's taxonomy places the organism in Eukaryota, Metazoa, Arthropoda, Insecta, Diptera, Drosophilidae. Gene Ontology annotation, cellular component: lysosome. The transcript has 10 exons. The record is from RefSeq and is a predicted model, not a curated record. Gene Ontology annotation, biological process: mannose metabolic process. Gene Ontology annotation, molecular function: alpha-mannosidase activity; carbohydrate binding. The coding region runs from base 155 to 3397 and encodes 1080 amino acids.
UUUGGCUCGGUUGGAACUUCCUCUAUAAGUCGGUUGUUCCCGCAACCUCUGUGUGCCUGUGUGUGUAUAUAUAUUGUGCAGUACUGAGAAAGUGCAAAAUCAAGAGUUGAAUGUAAACUGCACAAACGUAAAUAAAUAAAAUACGAAAACUGCAAUGUCUGCGAAGACUUCGGUGUGGCUGGUGUUCUUUUGCGCCCUCGGCUGCCUCAUUCACGAUGCCGAUUUGCGGAGUAUUCAACCAAAGGCAUCCCAGUGUGGCUAUCAGAGCUGCCAUCCAACCAAACCCAACAUGCUGAACGUGCACCUGGUGGCCCACACCCAUGACGACGUGGGAUGGCUGAAGACCGUUGACCAAUACUACUAUGGCAGCGAGACCAGGAUCCAAAAGGCUGGAGUCCAGUACAUAAUCGAUUCGGUGGUGGAGGCUCUGCUCAGGGAUCCCGAGAAGCGAUUCAUCUAUGUGGAAUCUGCCUUCUUCUUCAAGUGGUGGAAGGAGCAGAAGCCCAAGGUUCAGGAUGCAGUUAAGAUGCUGGUGGAGCAAGGAAGACUCGAAUUCAUUGGCGGCGCCUGGAGCAUGAAUGACGAGGCCACCACCCAUUACCAGAGUGUAAUCGAUCAGUUCUCCUGGGGAUUGAGACUUUUGAAUGACACCUUUGGUGAGUGCGGACGUCCGCGAGUUGGAUGGCAAAUAGAUCCUUUUGGUCACUCCCGGGAGAUGGCAUCCAUGUUCGCGCAAAUGGGCUUCGAUGGCAUGUUCUUCGGUAGACUGGACUACCAGGAUAAGGACAAGCGUCUGAUGACUAAAAAUGCUGAGAUGAUCUGGCAUGGAUCAGCCAAUUUGGGAGAGGAAGCGGAUCUGUUCAGUGGCGCCCUCUACAACAACUACCAGGCGCCAGAUGGCUUCUGCUUCGAUAUCCUAUGCAGCGAUGCACCCAUUAUCGAUGGCAAACACAGUCCCGACAAUAAUGUUAAAGAGCGCAUCGAUACGUUUUUGGAUUUCGCCAAGACCCAAUCGCAAUACUACCGCACCAACAAUAUCAUUGUCACAAUGGGCGGUGAUUUCACAUACCAGGCUGCUCAAGUUUACUAUAAGAACCUCGACAAGUUGAUACGAUAUGGCAAUGAACGCCAGGCAAAUGGUUCGAACAUAAACCUUCUGUACUCCACUCCAUCGUGCUAUCUGAAAUCCCUGCACGAUGCGGGCAUCACCUGGCCAACCAAGAGCGACGACUUCUUCCCAUAUGCCUCCGAUCCACAUGCCUAUUGGACGGGAUAUUUCACAUCGCGACCCACCUUGAAGCGAUUCGAACGGGAUGGCAAUCACUUCCUGCAGGUCUGCAAGCAGUUGAGUGCCCUGGCGCCCAAGAAACCCGAAGAAUUCGAUCCCCACUUGACCUUCAUGAGGGAAACGCUCGGAAUAAUGCAGCACCACGAUGCCAUAACUGGAACAGAGAAGGAAAAGGUGGCUCUGGACUAUGCCAAGCGGAUGAGUGUUGCUUUCAGGGCUUGUGGAGCUACCACUCGGAAUGCCUUGAAUCAAUUGACGGUGCAAUCGAAGGAUAAUGUCAAGGAUAAGUCGGCCAAAUAUGUGUUCGAGUUCAAAACCUGUGCCCUACUGAACAUCACUUUGUGUCCAGUGUCCGAGGUGAACGACAGAUUUGCUCUAACCCUCUACAAUCCACUGGCUCACACGGUCAAUGAGUAUGUGAGGAUCCCUGUGCCAUAUUCCAACUACAGGAUCAUCGAUAACAAGGGUGUUACUCUGGAAAGCCAAGCUGUUCCGAUUCCCCAAGUGCUGAUCGACAUUAAGCACAGAAAUUCCACAGCCAAAUACGAAAUUGUUUUCCUAGCUACCAAUAUUCCGCCUUUGGGAUACCGUACAUAUUAUGUUGAAAAACUGGAUAGUACCGAGGACAAUACUAGAACAAAGGCUUUGCCAAAGAGAACUUCCAGCGUUACAGUGAUUGGAAAUAGUCACAUUAAACUUGGUUUCGACACCAAUGGUUUCCUUUCUGAAGUCACUGCUGAUGGCCUAACCAGAUUGGUCAGUCAGGAGUUCCUGUUCUACGAGGGUGCUGUUGGAAACAACGCGGAGUUCCUGAAUCGAUCAUCUGGAGCCUAUAUUUUCCGACCCAACGAGAACAAGAUUCACUUUGCCACCGAUCAAGUCGAAAUUCAAGUCUACAAGGGUGAUCUGGUUCAGGAGGUGCAUCAGAAGUUCAACGAUUGGAUUAGCCAGGUGGUGCGUGUUUACAACAAGGACUCAUUCGCUGAGUUCGAGUGGCUGGUUGGACCGAUUCCCAUUGAUGAUGGCAUUGGCAAGGAGGUGAUUACUCGCUUUAACUCUGACAUCGCUUCCGAUGGCAUUUUCCGCACCGAUUCAAAUGGUCGCGAGAUGAUCAAGAGGAAAAUCAACCAUCGCGAUACGUGGAGUGUGAAAAUCAACGAAGCCGUUGCCGGCAAUUACUAUCCCAUUACGACUAAAAUAGAUCUGGAGGACGACACUGCGCGCAUGGCCAUCCUAACGGACAGAGCCCAGGGUGGCAGCUCCUUGAAGGACGGAUCCUUGGAACUGAUGGUUCACCGUCGUCUGUUGAAGGACGAUGCCUUUGGAGUGGGCGAGGCCUUGAAUGAAACCGAGUUUGGCGAUGGACUGAUUGCCCGAGGCAAGCACCAUCUGUUCUUCGGCAAGUCGACGGAUCGGGAAGGUGUUUCCCUCAAGGGAAUCGAGAGGCUAACCCAGCUGGAGAAACUGUUGCCCACAUGGAAGUUCUUCAGCAAUAUGGAGGAUUACAGUGCCGAUGAAUGGCAGACAGCUUUCACUAAUAUCUUCAGUGGAAUUUCAUUGGUUCUGCCGAAACCCGUGCAUCUGCUCACCUUGGAACCCUGGCACGAGAACGAACUCCUGGUGCGCUUCGAGCACAUCAUGGAGAACGGCGAGGAUGCAUCCUACUCCCAGCCCGUGCAGUUCAAUGUCAAGAACGUGCUGAGUGCCUUUGAUGUCGAGGGCAUCCGCGAAACGACUCUGGAUGGCAAUGCCUGGCUGGACGAAAGUCGACGACUCCAGUUUGCGCCGGAUCCUGAAGAAGCCGCGUUCAACACGUAUGCCACAUUCUCGCAACCCGCCGAAUCCGUUCACCUACUAAGUGCCGAGAAGCCCAUGUUGGGUGUUAAGUACGCCGACGAAGGCUUGCCAGCUGGACAACUGGGUGCCGAGAGCAACCGCAUUAAGCGCGAAACAGACUCGCGUCAGGACAAAAAGGACGAGGGUCGCAGCUCCAAGUCGACUGAAGGUCCUUACAACUCCUUCAAGGCAGAUAGUAGCAAUCAGGAAUACAUUAUCGAGCUGAGCCCUAUGGAAAUCAGAACAUUCAUUGUAUACCUAACACCAGCGUAAAAUACUUUUUACUCUAAAGCAACGAAAGUAUAUGCUUAAUAAAAUUUAAUGAGUAAUAUAA